AUGUCCUCUCUCGAAGAACUAAUUUCGGGAAUUGUUGGCUCGUUAAGUCAGACUAAAAGCUCUGUUGAAUCAGCUCACACUAAAUACAUCGACGAUGCACAACUUCUUCUCCCGGACACAAUCAAGCAGAUAUCUAAGAAUACCGAGGUUUCUCUUGAAGGAAUGUCGUUGCUCUCAUUGAAGAGCAGCUCUCUUUUGUCGUAUGUGAACAACUUGGUGCUCGUAAUCUUAAGUCACCUAGAAAGGCUUCGCGAUGACAAGACUGACAUUGAAGCUCUCAAGCUUGAGGCUGUUAUGGCCACUGUGAAACAAAGAGUUACUUUGGAAAAAGGCAUCAAGCCUUUAGAGAAAAAGCUUUCCUACCAACUUGACAAAAUGGUUCGGUCUUUCCAUAGAAUGGAAGAAGAGUCUGUCAAAGCCAGUCAAAAGAUAGCCGAAGAGGCUGAACACCAGCAGUCGUCCAAGAGAUCAGCUCGCAAUGCCUCUGGUUCUGAUUCCGACUCUGAUGAGGAUUCUGAUGAGGAGGAUGCUCUUUCAUAUCGACCAGAUGCUGCAGCUUUGGCCAAAUUGGCACCCUCAAAUAAGUCUGGCAAACCCAUCAAGGAGUCAUCGACUGAGAAAUAUAAACCACCCAAAAUCUCAGCUGUUGCUCCACCAACAGCAGCGUUUGAUGAUCGUGCUGCACCUAAACAAAACAACAGAAAAUUACAAAGUAUGGAAGAAUACUUGGCUGAGACCUCUGACUUGCCUCAAGCCGAAUCUUCUAUCGGUGCUACUAUCGUAGGCCAUGGAAGGGGCGGUGUCAAAACAUCUCGUGACAAGCAGAAAGAGAUGGAAGUACAAAGAUACGAAGAAAGCAAUUUCACAAGAUUGCCCAACACUGCUACCAAAAAAUCAUUUAGGCAGAAAAUGGCUGAGAGAGCUAACACUUUUGCUGGCGAGGACUGGUCUAUGUUUGGUAACAAGAGAGAUCUUAAAGAAGGAACUUCCAGGAAAAGGGCGUCAGGCACUGCUUGGGAUAGGGUUAAGCGUAGCCGUUCAUAG
Molecule: messenger RNA, 1044 nt
Organism: Metschnikowia bicuspidata var. bicuspidata NRRL YB-4993
Lineage: Eukaryota; Fungi; Ascomycota; Pichiomycetes; Serinales; Metschnikowiaceae
Exons: 1
Coding region: 1-1044 (347 amino acids)
Biological process (GO): maturation of SSU-rRNA from tricistronic rRNA transcript (SSU-rRNA, 5.8S rRNA, LSU-rRNA)
Cellular component (GO): small-subunit processome; nucleolus
Source: RefSeq, a predicted model, not a curated record